Messenger RNA from Fusarium proliferatum ET1, 222 nucleotides. RefSeq lists its product as uncharacterized. Bases 1 to 222 code for a protein of 73 amino acids. The transcript has 2 exons. The record is from RefSeq and is a predicted model, not a curated record. Lineage: Eukaryota; Fungi; Ascomycota; Sordariomycetes; Hypocreales; Nectriaceae.
AUGCCACAAAUCAUCCAUGACUUCAUCCAGCCCUGGCCUAUUUCCAUAUUAGGUACCUUAGGCUGCGGCUACACCCAUCCAUCAUCGUCAGCUUCUGUUGGCUGCAUACCCUACAGUUCCCAGGUCCCGCGCCCAACUCAAUGUAUUUACGUUUUACGUGCAGGCUGUCUGGCCUCGGCCGUCGCAAGGCGUACAUCAUCAUCACCAACAUCACAACCUUAA